AUAAAAUAUAUAUGUUUGAGAUUUGAAAUGUACUGUUUUGAAGAGACGUUUGGAUAAAAAAAUUGUUUAUUGUUAUAUCUAUUGAAAAAAAAUAAGAAUCAUGGCUAUUGGAGAAAACAAUAAACAUGAUUGCAAAAUUUCUAAUUCUGUUAAAAGAAUUUUUAAUAACAUUUGUGUUGUUAGUGAUUGUUGCGCUAUUUCCUCCUCAAAAAUGAAAAAUAGUUUAACUCAAAUUAAUUACACCUAUUUGCAGAUGAAAAAACCAAAAAUUGGAAAACAUAAAGGUUUUUAUAAUUCGUUAUUUGAUGAAAUAAAUGAGAAAAGCGGCAAGGUUCGAUUCAAGAAUUUUAGGAGCCGAAAUAGGAAAGAUCAAGCACAGGAAUCGUCAUCAAAAUUCCGGGAAAAUACAAUUUCUUGUUUACAACAUUUCUAUUCGUUCCAAAAUAUUGGAAUUUGGGAUUUAAAAACGCGAAAUGUGGGUAAAUAUUCUCAACUUUCACAUAACAAAUUCAAGCAGAACGAAAAUUUGACGAUAAAGCAUCAUUGCAUCUUGGACGACAUUUUAAAAUUAAAUAGCUCUUGCUUUAAAAAUGAGAAACAUGAUUUUGUGAGAAUCAAAAUUGCGAAAAGUUUUCGUAGUUUAAAUAUUAAAGAAUUAUUAUCGAAAAACACGAAAUCCUUCGAUCUUGGAGACUACAAAAUAAAUAUGAAAACUUUUGCAAAGAGAAAAAAUAGUGAAGUGACAAUUCAUCAUAGAAAUAUAAAUAAUUGCAAAAUAACCCAGACUUUAUUGUAUCCGAAAUAUCCCAGCAAAUUUCAGACGACAAAUCAUAUAUAUUCACCUUUGGAAUGUAAAGAAAAUAGUAACAAAGAGUUUGUUUUCAGCCCAAGGAACAAUGAAUGUAUAACUUUCAACUAUUAUAUGAAAGAAAAAGAUAUACCGAAAGAAUCAAAACAACUAUACAAAUAUAACGAGAUUUUUAAAUACUGCUCAAAAAAAGGUCGACUUUUUUCUGAUGUUAUUUUAAAAAACAAAAAGCUACCGCUUUCCAAAUCACACCCAUUGGUAUAUAAGAUCAAAUGCGUAAAAAGUAGUAAGCUAACAAUUAAAAAUUAUGGUAUAAGAGAUAUUGUCCAAGAAGCAAUGAAAAAUACAUCCGAUAAUAAAAGUUUGCAGAUUGGGUCACCAAUGUCCCUAAAAGAUAAUAAUAUAUUUGAAAAAACUGCAGAUUUUUCAAAAUUGUACCUGUCAAUAAUAUCCAUGAAUUUUAAUAAAUAUAAUACCCAUCAGAGAACUUCAAAUAUUACAAAUAAAAAAUCAGUAACGAACAUUUUAUCAAAAACUACUAGUAAGUACAAUCAUGAAAAACUAUUUAGAAUGUCACUUUUUAAUUUGCGGAAUUCUUGUUUGUCAUCCCGGUUAUUCAAUGGAAUGGUGUAUCCUAAAAAUGAAUGUCAGACUAAACACCAAAAUAACCGAGUACUACAAAAUAAUGAUAAUAAAUUAUAUAAUUACGAAAUUAAAAGACAAUGUAUUGAAAAGGACCAUUGUCAAAACACUACAAUGUCUUCAUUGAAUAUUCAAGAAUUAAUUUGGGAAAAGUCAACGAGUUUUAAUCGGGUUUCCAAAGCAGAGCAAGUGCGAGAAAAUAUCGAAGGGCAUAGUGAUAUCGAUGAUUUAGUAAUAGGCGCUGGAGUGAGUUCUCGAAAAGUUAAAAAAAAAUAUAUACAAAAAUUAAAUUAUGAAAUAAAGUCGGAUUCUAACUUAUUAUUGCUUGCUAAAUAUGAUUCAAAUACCCUUAUAAAAUAUAGAAAAACGUUGCAUUAUGUGCCUACCGUUAUUGCUAAUAAAACAAAUAUCGAAGAUACUGUAAGAUUUACUAAUGACUCAGCAAUCAUAAAAGAUAAAAAUGUUGUAAUUAUUAAAAAUUCAAAUUACUUACAUAGUAGCGAUUUUGCUUUCAGUUCUAAAGUUCCUACUUCCAGAUCGGAAUCAUAUGUAGAAGGAGAUAUUCAAAUGAAAUCCAAUCGAAGGAUAAAACUAAAUAGUUAUUCAGUAUUGAAUUUUUCUAAUGACGCAGAUUGUAUUCCAUGUACUGUUAAAGCCUCCAAAAACAUUUUUGCCAUUCUAGAGGAGGUAGUCAAAAAAAAUAUUGAUGCAUCUGUAGUACCCUUGCCUGGAAAGUAUGAUGGUACAUUUGAUUGUCAUUACAAACCAAAUAUCAGUGUAAUACAUUUACUAAGUAAAUGUGAAAAUAAUAAUAAUGUGGUGUGUAAUCAACAUAAAUGCAACUCUUGGUCUAAAUUAAAUACAUGUCGCAGUACAGAUUUGGUUUUAAAUCCACACUAUUCUUCAAUGAUGAAUAGAGUUGAUGCCAAAAUUAUGUUUGAUUCAAUAUGUUAUCUUAAUUUGAAUAGUUUAAUUGACUUAAAUACUUCUUCAACAUAUAUGAAUAACAUGGUAGGUGGUAUCCAACACACAAAGGACAAUUAUGCGGAUAAUAUUCGUACGCGGACUUCUCUCAUCAUUUACGUGGCUUCGGAGCAAUUUAGCAGUUCAAAAUUGUGUAAAAUUAAAAAUAUAACUGUGCCUGUUUCUAACUGUAGAGAUAUUGAAAAGCCUGUAUUCGAAAAUGAAACAAAUUUUACUUUUGAAGGAAAUAAUAUUACUUAUAACAUCGAACGUGCAGAGCAGGAAAUAUUUUGUGAAACAAAUGACAUGCAAAAAUAUAUUUUUUCUAUAGGUAGCACUACAGCUUGCAGCGAAAUAAAGCAAUUAGAUAAGGAAGAAAUCCAUUCUAAAUUAUACCGCGUAAUGAAUAAUGGUGCAAUUUGUAAAAAAAAUACUACAAUCAAAAUCUUAAAACCAAAAUUUUCAGCCAACUUAACUUCGGAAUGCUCUGUCAAAAUAGAAUUUUUCAACCGCUCAGCGUCGCCGUCGCGUUAAUUCGGUAUGUGCCAUACAAAUAGUAUGGGUAUGAGAAUUAUUAAGACACAACCACCGCACAAAUAAGGCAUUAACGUUGCACCAAACAAAUUUCCAUGUGGGAAAAAUUGUGUCACUUUAAAAAACAAGAAAGUUAAGAAUAAAUAAAUAAAUUGAAAUUAAAAAUAUAAAUAAAAAAUUGGAAAACCCGGACCGCUGAAUACAAACCGUGUGAGGAAGGUGGCCCCUCAGUAGCUCUGGAGAAAGGACGACGACCAACCAAGGAGCGUAAGCCGCCUCACCAAACUUUUAACGGUUGUACACUCUACAAUAAAAACAAAAGCGUAUAACAUGUAUAUAAUUCUGCGAUUCACCACAAACGCGAGAACCAGAGAUUAUUAAAAACGAAAAACAUUUAUUAAUAAUAAAAAGGCUUGGACAGUCAAUAAAAGCAGCCUAUCCCAUCACAUCCAACAAGUUGCAAAAAAGGCAAAUGUCCAUCAUUUCGUUGGCCGUUUUGUAGUGUAAUGGGUAACCAUCUGAUCAAUGCAGUCAACGCCGGCCUUUGUUGAAUUAUAAAAUAAAAUUGCUUCCGGUUUUUUGGCUUCACCUUCACAAUCCUUUGUGUAGUGUAGGGUUGAAAUCAAAUUGACUGCCUUGUUCUUUUUCGGAACAUAGCUACAAAUCGAAACGAGAUUAUCGUGAAACCCUAAAAGAGUAGAAAGCAACGGACGAGACGGCUUUUUUUUAAUUCUUCGGGUAAACACUUCUUAUUUGCGCGAAUAGUACCGACGGAAGCAAGUCCAAUGGUAGCCAUCGUUUGGCUCCUGCCAGUGUUGUGAAAAAGUUGUCAGCGACUAUUGUUCUGCCGGUGUUUUCGUACCGCCAUCCUUUUUUCCCGUGUACAAUAUACCUUGCAAUGGGUAUUUUGUUUGUGAGUCACAUGCCCAUCAGAUUUUCACACCGUAUUUGGCUGGUUUUGAUAGUAUGAAUUACGUAAACUUUGUCUUGCCACGAUAAGGAAACAAUUGCUCAUCAAUCGUUACAUUUUCAUGCGGCUCAUAGUUUCUGGCGAGGUUUUCAUUUAAAAAAUUCCAUAUAUCGCGAAUUGCGGCAGCCUUAUCAGAUUGUAGUCGGAAUGAACGUGUGCGGCCAUCAUCGAAACGGAUAUAUCGCGUCAAUAACUUGAAUCGUUUGAGUGGCAUCGCAGCUCGAAAGAUGGGAAGAGCAUCUGUUUUCCACAAAAGUGGUGUGAACUGCAUAUUAUUGUGCGUUACACCAGAAGCAAUAAGAAUGCCAAUAAAUGCAUCAAGUUCGGUGCUAGUGAAAUCCACCCAAACUUUAGGUUUUGAGGUUAGAUUUUCUGCAUUGUGUAUGUAUGUUAUUGGCGUUGAACCGUUUAGCCGGUUAUAGCCGAAUCGAUGAGAGCGCGCCACUCUUCUCUUUCCUUCGCAGUUCGGCGCCAGUUGGAGAUUCCAAGUGUAACCAGGUCGCUCUCCACCUGGUCCCUCCAACGGAGCGGAGGCCUUCCUCUUCCUCGUCUUCCACCAGCGGGUACUGCAUCGAAUACAUUGAGACUUGGGGCACUUUCAUCCAUUCGGACAACAUGACCUAGCCAGCGUAGCCGCUGUCUUUUUAUUCGCUGAACUAUGUCAAUGUCGUCGAAUAACUCGUACAGCUCAUCGUUCCAUCGUCUGCGGUAUUCGCCGUUGCCAAUAUUCUGAGGACCAUAAAUCUUGCGCAAAUUUUUCCUCUCGAAAACUCUUAGUGUCGUCUCAUCUGAUGUUGACAUCGUCCAAGCUUCUGCACCAUAAAGCAGGACGGGAAUGAUAAGCGACUUGUAGAGUUUGAUUUUGGUUCGUCGAAAGAGGACUUUACUGUUCAAUUGCCUACUCAGUCCAAAGUAGCACCUGUUGGCAAGAGUGAUUCUGCGCUGGAUUUCGAGGCUGACAUUGUUAGUGUUGUUGAUACUGGUUCCCACACGAAAUUAUCUACGACUUCGAAGUUAUGACUGUCAACAGUGACGUGGGAGCCAAGACGAGAGUGCGUUGACUGUUUGCUUGAUGACAGGAAAUAUUUCGUCUUGUCUGGAGGGUCUGGAGGUGACCAUUCGCUUCGCCUCCUUAUCCAUGCGGGAAAAAGCAGAACAAACGGCGAGGUUGUUGCUUCCGAUGAUAUCAAUAUCAUCGGCGUAUGUCAUGAGCUGUACACUCUUGUAGAAGAUUGUACCUUCUCUAUUUAGCUCUUAUAAUUUUUUCCAGCAUCAGGUUAAAGAAGUCGCACGAUAGUGAGUCACCUUGUCUGAAACCUCGUUUGGUAUCGAACGGCUCGGAGAGGUCCUUCCCAAUCAUGACGGAGCUUUUGGUGUUGCUCAACGUGAACUUACACAGCCGUAUUAGUUUUGCGGGGAUACCAAAUUCAGACAUCGCGGCAUAAAGGCAGCUCCUUGUCGUGCUGUCUAAAGCAGCUUUAAAAUCGACAAAAAGGUGGUUUGUGUCGAUCCUAUUUGCACGUUUCUUCUCCAAGAUUUGGCGCAUGGUGAAUAUCUGGUCCAUGGUGGAUUUUCCAGGUCUAAAGCCACACUGACAAGGUCCAAUCAGUUUGUUGACGGUGGGCUUAAGUCUUUCACACAGUACGCUCGAUAGAACCUUAUAGGCGAUAUUUAGCAGGCUUAUCCCACGGUAAUUGGCACAGUUUGUGGGAUCUCCCUGUUUAUGGAUUGGGCAGAGCACACUGAGAUUCCAAUCGUCAGGCAUGCUUUCUUCCGACCAUAUUUUGCAAAGAAGCUGAUGCAUGCACCUUAUCAGUUCUUCGCCGCCGUAUUUGAAUAGCUCGGUCGGUAAUCUAUCGGCCCCUGCCGCUUUGUUGUUCUUCAAGCGGGUAAUUGCUAUUCGAAUUUCUUCAUGGUCGGGUAAUGGAAUAUCUAUUCCUUCGUCAUCGAUUGGGGAAUCGGGUUCGCCAUCACCUGGUGUUGUACUUUCACUGCCAUUCAGCUGGUCGGAGAAGUGUUCCCUCCAUAAUUCCAGUAUGCCCUGGACAUCGGUUACCAGAUUACCAUCUUGGUCUCAUGAGUAUGCUCCGGUCUCGAAACCUUCGUAAAGUCGCUUAAUUUUUUCAUAAAAUUUUUACCUCUGUCUGCCAGCUUCUCAAGCUCUUCGUACUUACGCAUUUCGGCCUCUUUCUUUUUUUGUCUGCAGAUGCGUCUCGCUUCGCUCUUCAGCUCUCGGUAUCUAUCCCAUCCCGCACGUGUUGUGGUCGUUUGCAACGUUGCGAGGUAGGCAGUAUGUUUUCUCACCGCUGCGAGACGGCAUUCCUCAUCGUACCAGCUUGUUUUUUGUCGUCGCCGAAAUCCAAUUGUUUCGGCUGCAGCGGUACGCAGUGAGUUUGAGAUACCGUUCCACAGUUCCCUUAUACCGAGAUGCUGAUGAGUGCUCUCAGAGAGCAGGAGUGCAAGUCGAGUAGAGUAUUUCGUGGCUGUCUGUUGCGAUUGCAGCUUUUCGACAUGGAACCUUCCUUGUGUUUGUUGACGGGCGUUCUUUGCUGCACAGAGGCGGGUGCGUAUCUUCGCUGCAACCAGAUAAUGAUCCGAGUCUAUAUUUGGUCCUCGGAGAGUACGCACGUCUAAAACACUGGAGACAUGUCUUCCGUCUAUCACAACGUGAUCGAUUUGGUUACGCGUACCCACCUUCGUCCGUCCUUGUCCCGUCCAUCGCACUUCUUGGAUGGCGGUGAUGUCAGCAUUUAGUCGUAUGAGGACAUCAACCAGGUGGGCAGAGGCACCUUCCCAAUUAAGGGUCCCGACAUUCCAGGUGCAUGCCCUUAAAUCAUUAUCCUUAAAACUUGUGCAGAGGCUUUCGAUUUUUCAUUGGUACUUCGUUUUUUUGUGGUGGGUCCCAAACCCUACGCACAACCGCAGGAGCGGGUUCGUCUUCUCACUUUAGCUCGCCUUCAAACGGAUGUUUGUUAGCUACCCAGAGGAUACUUGGUCUAAAACAGGAAGUCGUGAGCUGCUUGAAUCAUGUGGAGAAGAAUCGUUUUUGGCCCCUCCCAAGUGAAUGACAAUCAAAAACUUUCCUCACUUACGUGACUUUCUACACAUGAUCCCAUCCUCCUAUAGACAAUAAAAUUCUAGAAAGCUACCUGGAAGCGCAAGUCGUUUGCUACAAUCUAAAUAUAUUUAAAUAACAAUUGAAAACAAAAUAUGCCUGGCCAGACCAGUUGGUCUCUUUCGUACUUGUUUUUAUUCAACUUUGCACUUCCAAAAAUGUUAGUAAGAAUAACAGCGGAUUUAUGUAAACAAAUAAAUUGUAUUUCUUUGUCAAAAUGGUAAACAAAUGGGAAUUCAACUGAUAGAAAAGCGUAACCAUGGUUACAUAUGACAGUAUUUAAAUAAUAUUUAAAUGGCAAAGCGUGACUAUUUAAAUAAAAAUUAAGUCAAAUGGUGGAACUGAAAUUAAUUAUUUUUCUCUUAAAUUUGUUUCGUGAAACUGGCUGUUAGUGAGAUAUAAUUUUUGUUUAACAACUUCGAAAAAUCGUCUUUGCAUUGAUUUCCACAACUUUUUAGUAAGUUUGGGGGAUAACUUCUUGCACUUCCUGCACAAAGUUGUUCCCGUCCCUAAUAUUGUAAAUUUUCAACAUAUUUUUAACGAUAGACCAUAAAUUUUCAAUUGAAUUUAUGUCUGGGCUUUGCGGUGUUGUUUUUAGGUAAAAUGGACAGUAGUAGAAGAUCCAAAGACGAGUAUCCAGAGCAGUAUGUUUGGGGUCAUUAUCUUGGUGAAACAGAUAUCGACCCCCCAAUCCAAGUUUAUGUGCACUUGCGUGUAUUUAUGCUAUAUUUUUAGUUUUUGUGGAAAUAUUAUUAACUUUUAUAUAAAAAUCAAUAGAUUUGGCAUUCCGCAGUAAUUUUUCAUCCAAAUCUAGUUUUUUUUUCAAAAUUGGUUUGAAAUGUCUAUUUUCGCUGAAAAAAUAAGGUGUACAAAUACGGAUUUUGCAUACUGCAUGUAUAACAUUUACAUAUGUAUAACAUAUAACACCAGAUAUUAUCAAUUUACAAUCACAUUUUUUGUACGUUUAAUAUGUAAAACGAACAAAAACAUUUAAAACAAGUAAGGAAAGGCUAAGUUCGGGUGCAACCGAACAUUUUAUACUCUCGAAAUUUAUUGCUGUAUUUUUGUUAAGAUAACACACAAUUUGACCCAUAUAUUCGGCAUAAAGUUCAGUAAAAAAACGAAAAU
Molecule: messenger RNA, 8160 nt
Organism: Zeugodacus cucurbitae (melon fly)
Lineage: Eukaryota; Metazoa; Arthropoda; Insecta; Diptera; Tephritidae
Exons: 3
Coding region: 101-2947 (948 amino acids)
Biological process (GO): DNA integration; proteolysis
Molecular function (GO): nucleic acid binding; aspartic-type endopeptidase activity
Source: RefSeq, a predicted model, not a curated record